GCUGUUUGAAAAAGAUUAAGAGGUUAGUAACUAUUGAACCCUGAAAAGAUAAAACGACCUGCUGCAAUGGCUGAAAAAAGAAGUCCUUCUCCUACUCCUCCUCUCCCUCCUAACAGCUUGAGCUCAGUUAUGAAUGGUAAACCAGCUCUUAAGACUGUGUGUGCUAUAGUUAGGACAAGUAGAUGGCAUCAGUUGGGUAUACAGCUAGGAGUUGAUGAGGAAAUGCUGCAGGAUAUAGAGAAUGACAGAUCAGAGACACAAGAUAAAAGAACACAGAUGUUUCGUCUUUGGAUUGCAAGCCAACCAGGAGCUAGUCACAAUCAACUGGUUGAGGUACUGAGACUCAAAGUAAUGGGAGAGGACAGAAUGGCUCAGGAAUAUGAAGAAAAAGUGAAGGAGGAAGCAUCUAAAACCACAGAAGCUACUCAAACAGACUUAGGAGCUCAAGUUGCACAAGUAUCAACAUCUUUAACAGUACCUACUUGGAGCACAAGCACAGUUAUCACUUCAAUGGUAGAGAAAGCAUCAGAUGUACUAACAGAUCAGGCGUAUCAAUUACAAGAAAAAUAUGACAAGCUCCUACAGCUGAUACAGGGUUUCUCAAAAAAUGCCGACGUAGGAAUAGUCAAGAACCAGCUAAGAAAUGUACUACAGGAGAAGUGCUUCAAUCAGUCACAUGGAAUUAGCUUUUACAAGAAGCUAAUCGAUAAGAUUACAAGCAUGGAUGAAGUAUUUGCUUUUCUCAUUGAGAAUCACUUUGUUGGUUACUUAAAUUAUUAUCUUCUAAUGAGAUUCUCAAGUAAGGUUAUAUGUGGAGAUGGGCACAAAAAGGCACAAAAGAAAGUACUAAAGUAUGAGAAGCACUAUCGUAAGUUCAUUGAAGAGCCUGCCUUUUACCAACUCAUUGAGGUUUUUGAUGACAACCCUCAUCUAAACCCAGGCACUGUUGUGGGACUACCGAUUGUUGUCAUUCGCCUUUCGCAACAGUGGAAAACCAGAAAUAAAAAAGAUCUAAACGAAUGGAUAUCUUUUCUAAAAGAGAACAAGCACCUACUUCAAAGUAUCGGCUACAAAUGCAUACUGAUUACUUAUGCUAUUUUUCCUGUUCACCUGCUCAAAGUUAUGAGAUUCCUAAGCAAUGAAGAACACAUGAAAAGACUUAAAGAAAACGGAAUAACAAUCGAAACUCCUUCAUAUACAAUGGAAAUAGCAGAGAGACUGAGAGAAGCAUCAACAGAAGAGUUGGUAGAGGAGGAGGAAGAUGAAAUGCAGUGUCAGUACUUUUUAUUGCUGGAAAAAGUAAAGAGGAUGGAACAAGAGCAGUUGAGGGACAGGGCAUACUACAUUGUACAGAUUGCAGUAACAAGAGCAACAGAGCGUGUGACACGUGAUGAAUUUGAGACGUCCUAUGAGGAAAAGUUAAAUACAAUUCAAAAGCAGAUUUUUGAGGAUGUACUGGAGUUACUCAAGGCUGAUACUGAAAGGAUUGAAAGAAUACAUCAACGCAAAAGAUCAGAAAGGGGUCUCGACCCAGAGAUUAAAAGAAAAGCUUCGACAAAAAAAGUUAAGACUAUGCUAAAAGCUUCGUUGAAAAAACCUAUUCUAAGGACAUCCCAUGAUUAUGACGAUAUAGUCAGUGGCCUUGACAGUGGUUACACUACACAAAGAUCAUCCUGCACCAGCAGAGUCAUGUAUUACAUACCACAGUAACUUUUGCAUUACAACCUUUAGCGAUUUUGUCAUGGAACUGUAUAGAAACUGGAUUAUUACCAUUAAUGUAUAUUAAUUAAUUAACUAAUUAUUAAUAAUUUGUGCAUAUAUAAAGCCAGUUGGCCUUAUUUGAAAGAGAGUUCUUUGUUAUUCAGCUAGUCUCUAAGUAAAA
Molecule: messenger RNA, 1882 nt
Organism: Amphimedon queenslandica
Lineage: Eukaryota; Metazoa; Porifera; Demospongiae; Haplosclerida; Niphatidae
Exons: 3
Coding region: 67-1710 (547 amino acids)
Biological process (GO): signal transduction
Molecular function (GO): protein binding
Source: RefSeq, a predicted model, not a curated record